AUGCAGGCCAUAGCAAAUGCAAAAAAAGAGGUUUCAGAUGGUCAACCUUUUGCUCGGAUGCCAUUUGAGGGUGGUGGAAAUAGCAUGGAGGGAAAGUUUAACUACACCGAACUUCAGAAGCGAAUGGUUUCCAUUCGUACCGCAUUGGAAAACGAAACUUCUCAUUGGGCUAUUGAAGGAUUGCUAUUACAGCAGAAGGAAAGUGGUGUAGCAGCAAACCUUCAACGACAAUUUGAGCAAGUGGUUGAAGCAUACGAGAGAGACAAGUCUGUAACACUGGAUAUUGACUUGGAUAAUAAGAACCCUUUCGUGUGGAAUGUUACUUAUUUCGGUCGUCCCAUGACUAAUCUAGAUGGAGGGUUAUUUCGAGUUAAGCUUCAUUUUAGCCCAAGAUUCCCAGAAGAGCAACUAAGAGUCAAGUUCGAGACAUCUUUAUUCCAUAAUCGGAUCACAGUUGAUGGAACUCCCUGCUAUACUCCCAAACGCCCUGAUGAUGCCAAAUCCCAUAUUGAAUCGAUUAUUGAAGCUCUAGAGGAGGUAUCACCACCAUAUGAUCCAAGAACAUUGGUGAACCUAGAAGCAGCCAAACUUUUCUGGGGAUCGGCAGAUGAUAAGAAGAUAUACAAUCGAAAACUUCGGAGGUCCGUUCAACGUAGCAUUGAGGAACAAAUCUAG
Molecule: messenger RNA, 675 nt
Organism: Sclerotinia sclerotiorum 1980 UF-70
Lineage: Eukaryota; Fungi; Ascomycota; Leotiomycetes; Helotiales; Sclerotiniaceae
Exons: 2
Coding region: 1-675 (224 amino acids)
Source: RefSeq, a predicted model, not a curated record